AAAUCUCAUCAGUUCGGUUAGUUGCCGGCAUUGCCUGUUAAAUUAAUAGAGUGAUCUUUCAAAAGCGUUCUUGCGAAAGUUCUGAAACUACACACGGAAAGCAAUAACACAAACUCGUGGAAUUAAGUCUAGAAGUUGCUAUGAGUUUGCAAAAAGUGUUCUGGUGCCGGCUUUGUUUACGCAUUCAACCGCAAAAGCAGGUUAGAGAAAUCCAAGUGGAAGUUGAGCUUCACCUAAAAAUAUUGGAGUCUGUAGACGUAGAUAUCCAAGCCCAGGAUCAUACGACGGUUGUGUGUACCAAUUGUCUUCGGCUGGUUGAUAUAGUUUAUCGGUUUCGGACGGCAUGCCAACGAGCGAAUGCAAUACUGACCAACAGUGUUCUACAGAUUAUGCCGAAAGGCAGCUGGGAGUCCGAAGAUACUUGCCAAGUGCUGUUAAAUUGUCAGCAUGUUGUUAAAAGUCAUUGUAACGAAAUGGAAGUUCUGCAUAACCGCUGUGGAUUUGAAAAAUCCAACAAUUUUGAAAUGGAAUACGAUGUGACAUCGGAAGAGGAAUAUGAGAAGGAGGAUCAAGAAUACGAAAGGGAACAGGUUCGAAGUGAAGAAAGUCAGGAAGUUCACGAAGACGAUGCAGGAGAGCAUGAAGUGGACCAAGAGGAAUACGAAGUGGAUCAACUACCGAUGAUUAUUAAGGACGAGUCAAUUUCACUUCCCGGUAUGGCUGUACAAUCGCGUGACGAUUCAGCUGACGAUGAAAACUAUUUCGAAAAUAUACCUACAUUCUGCGAGGAUCUGGAAUUCGAGCCACGACAAUUGAAAUCAACGCAUUAUUUCUGCGAAGAAUGUGGCAAGGUUGUGCCGAACACAAAGAUUGAACAUCACAAGAACUUUCACCUUGGAGUAAAACCAUAUCUCUGCCCGCAGCAAGGUUGUGGUAUUUCAUUUUACUCGCUUAAAACUUGCAGGGCGCACGAAAAGCAAGUACACAAAACCGCUCUACUAAAGUGCGAGGUUUGCGACAAAUUGCUCAAAGGAAUACAUGCCUUCCGAAGGCACAUGAACGGUCACGGUGAAAAUAAUCCUCGCAAAAUUUCGUGUCCAAUUUGUAAUAAAUUAUUUUAUAAAUCAUACCUGAAGGAUCACCAGUCGGUACAUACCGGAGAAAUGCUCCACGAAUGUCCCGAUUGUGGGUCACGCUAUGGAGCGAAAGCUAAUUUAUUAACUCACAGAAAAAGAUGUCGUUUUUCGGUGGAAAAUGCACAUGCAGUCGUUAAAACUCGAUCAAAGCGAUCGUCUAAAUAA
Molecule: messenger RNA, 1301 nt
Organism: Sabethes cyaneus
Lineage: Eukaryota; Metazoa; Arthropoda; Insecta; Diptera; Culicidae
Product: zinc finger protein 528-like
Exons: 2
Coding region: 141-1301 (386 amino acids)
Biological process (GO): regulation of transcription by RNA polymerase II
Cellular component (GO): nucleus
Molecular function (GO): RNA polymerase II cis-regulatory region sequence-specific DNA binding; DNA-binding transcription activator activity, RNA polymerase II-specific; zinc ion binding
Source: RefSeq, a predicted model, not a curated record